GUUACAGAAGAUCAUUAGAAAUUUCGGGAAAUUUCGCUGCUUAUAGAAGCUCGAUCAGACCUUAAAGAAUAAACAACGAAAUGGACCUUCUAAACGACCAGAUCAACCAGUUGGAGAGUGACCUGCAGGAGAUCAGCAAUUUUCUGGAGAAGUCUGAGAGACAGCGUGUCCAAGAUGUCUUGAUACUUGAACAGAAAAAGAUUGAGAAGGAAAUUUCAUUCAAACGACAACAGAUAGAGCAGCAGGCGAAAAGGAAAGCAGAACUAACCUCUGGAUCAAAGACAUACACCGUCAAAAUAAACAAUUAUGGAUGGGAUCAAUCAGACAAAUUUGUCAAAAUUUACAUCACACUCAAAGGAGUACACACAAUUGCACCCGAGAGUGUGGAGGCCACCUUCACAGAGAGGUCUCUUGUUGUUCUUGUCAAAGAACUGGAUGGGAAGAACCAUCAAAUGAUUAUAAACAAUCUUCUUUAUCCUAUUGAUGUGCAGAACAGCUUCACAAAGACUAAAACGGAUAUGGUCUUGGUAAUGUGUAAGAAGACGACAAACAAGAAGUGGGAUUGUUUAACACAGGUGGAGAAACAGACUAAAGAAAAGGAUAAACCCAAUCUAAACCCAGAUGAGAAUGCCGAUCCCAGCGACGGACUGAUGAGUAUGUUAAAAAAGAUGUACACUGAGGGAGACGAUGACAUGAAGCGCACCAUCAACAAGGCUUGGACUGAGUCCCAGGAAAAGAAAGCCAAAGGAGAUGGUGACAUGAACAUGUUUUGAACCUGGUCCACUCACUCAAUCAACCUGCCAACCUUUCACUUUUAUUUUUGUACAUUGAUGAUUACUCAUUCCUUUGACCUCACACGGGUCUUUGGACUGAUUUAAAGGUUUUUUAUUCUGGCCAGCUCAAAUCCUUCCAAGAAGUAAUAACUGCAUUUAAAUUGAAUAAAAAGUGGUCAGAUUACAAGUAAAUUUAAGUCAUGUUUGCACUCAUGUACAUUACACAUUCCAAAAUAAAAUGUUAUCUCU
This is a messenger RNA of Esox lucius (northern pike), 1022 nucleotides long. It is a transcript of the gene cacybp, whose product is annotated as calcyclin binding protein. Gene Ontology annotation, biological process: heart development. Gene Ontology annotation, cellular component: nucleus. The record is from RefSeq and is marked provisional. The transcript has 6 exons. NCBI's taxonomy places the organism in Eukaryota, Metazoa, Chordata, Actinopteri, Esociformes, Esocidae. Gene Ontology annotation, molecular function: S100 protein binding; tubulin binding; ubiquitin protein ligase binding. Bases 81 to 773 code for a protein of 230 amino acids.